CCUUCAUCUACAUUUUGUCAGAUUAGGUAGUUGCUGAUUACUCAUCGUGUUCUGACAAUGCAGCAGUUCUUGUGCAUGUAGACUGUAGGGUGGGAUAAAGUACACAGAGUCACCCUGGUUAAAAAAUAAUUAAAGGCCAGGUCGAUCAGGCUAUUUUGCAGAUUCACUUCCUGAAAGAAGACAGACGACUUCUACUAUCCUGAAAGAGACUUUAAGAUGAAACACCAAGUUAUAAUCUUAGUUUACUUGGGGGAAUCAAUAUUACACAUGGUGAAAUGUUUCAGUGGUGGCAAUUUUGAUGCCUUUCCAGAGAUAUGUGAGACAAUGGAAGUCAUACACUCCAACUUUCAGCCUCAGUCCAGCAAGCCACCUUUUAAAGUUUACCCAGAAUAUAAGGAUGUUUUGUCUUCAGAAGUGGGAGUAUCUUUUGAGGUAUUCUUGAAGGCUGACGGCUCUGAAACAUUCAGUGGUUUUAUGUUGGAAGCACGAAAAUCAGGCAACAAAGUACCUCAGGGGAUUUUCUCUUUGAAGAACACAGCCCUCAGCAGACUUCAGAAAUGUGAUGGUAUAAAUGGUAAAGCUGUAACACAAAAAGACAACUCCCCAAAGUCCAUAAUAACAGUCAGUUGGACGGCUUCUGAAGCAGGACAAUAUUAUUUCAGGGCUUCAUUCAUUCAGAGUUUUGAUAUAUUCUGGGUCGAUUCCUCGACUCCAGCACCAACCUCUACACAUGCCCCUUCCUCGACUCCAGCACCAACCUCUACACAUGCCCCUUCCUCGACUCCAGCACCAACCUCUACACAUGACCCUUCCUCGACUCCAGCACCGACCUCUACACAUGACCCUUCCUCGACUCCAGCACCGACCUCUACACAUGACCCUUCCUCCACUCCAGCACCAACCUCUACACAUGACCCUUCCUCGACUCCAGCACCAACCUCUACACAUAACCUUUCCUCCACUCCAGCACCAACCUCUACAGAAAUAAAAACUUAUCCACAGGCAAGACAUUUGUUUAAAUCAUCGCUAGCUAUGCAUUUGUUUAGUUACCUCUUUCUUGCCGAGUGCGGUCCCAUGCUAUUGAAAGGCGAUAUACGUGCAUGCCUGAAGGGGACAUCAUUUCUGUCUUUGGUGUUUUCAUUGGCUGCUUUUUUUCUCUUACUGACAGACACUAAAGAAAUUGAGCACGUAAUUUUGUCAGCAGUGGCAGCAAGCCUGAACUUAUGCCAAACCAUGCUAAUAUUCUUUCUCUGUGGACCAAGUCAUGAACUAAGGAAGAUUUUCAUCUGGGUGCUCAGAGUGGUUGCAUUCCUAAACUUUUGUUUUACAAUUGCCGCAAUAUAUGUUGGUCUUGUAAAGCAGUGGUUCACAAACGCCUUUCUCUGGCCCUCCAUAUUGAUGGGAAUUUAUUUAGCAUGCCAGUUGCUCUCAUAUCCAUUUUUUAUUUAUGGGGAACUAAAACAAAGGAACCGACAACAAACUGCUUCAAACAAUCAAAUUUGCAAGGUUUCUUGCUGGUGUACAUGCUUGUACAUUUUUAGUGGGAUGAAUUUUGCAUUUACUAUAGCACUUAUAUUACUAAUAUUUUUGCAGGAUUUUGUUACUGAUAGCUGAAGAGAUUGUGUUUUUUUUUUAUAACAUUUUAUGAUUGCUUUUAUUGUCCACAUUAUUAAUGUCAAGCAAUUUCCAUUCAGUAUGUACUGUAUAUGAA
This is a messenger RNA of Clarias gariepinus (North African catfish), 1711 nucleotides long. RefSeq lists its product as uncharacterized. The transcript is spliced from 12 exons. The coding region runs from base 217 to 1614 and encodes 465 amino acids. Gene Ontology annotation, molecular function: oxidoreductase activity, acting on metal ions. NCBI's taxonomy places the organism in Eukaryota, Metazoa, Chordata, Actinopteri, Siluriformes, Clariidae. The record is from RefSeq and is a predicted model, not a curated record.